AGCUGUGAUUGGGCGGAAUUGUCACGACCCGGGUCAAAGGGCGCAAUUGACAGCUCGAUGGACCAAUGGUUGGCGCAAACAUGAGCCCAAACGCAAAUGACAGUGAGGCCAACGGAAGUGAGAGAGCUUAACUUUGCAACAGCAGCAAAGCAUUGGGUCAGAGAACAUGGAUGUAUGGCUCCGGACAUAUUAGUGUCGUGUUAGCCUCUGGGAUGCAGACAUGUAUAACAACACCGAGCUACUCGAGGAGCAGAAGUCCAUGGACCGAAGUGGCGACCCGAGCAGCCCCAUCAGCGUCAUAUUAGUCAGCUCGGGCAGUCGAGGAAACAAGCUGCUCUUCCGCUACCCCUUCCAGAGGCUCGCAGAAUGUCCGUCGUCCCCAGCUAAACAACGAAGUCCAUAUGCAUUGGUGAACACAACUGGGGAUGUGCUUGAAGAUCAGGAUGGAGAUUCAAGGGAGCAAACUCCACUAACUGACGAACAGUUGGUGUCAGGGUUCUCUGACAUUAUCCUUGCCACAAUCCUGGCCACCAAGUCUGACAUUUGUGGGAAGAAGUUUGAGCUGAAAAUAGACAAUGUGCGUUUUGUGGGCCACCCUACUCUCCUCCAGCACCCGCACAUCAUUCAGGUUUCCAAAUCGGAUCCUUCUCCAAAGAGGGAAAUGCCGACCAUGAUCCUGUUUAGUGUGGUGUUUGCCCUGAGGGCCAACGCGGACCCCUCGGUUAUCAGCUCCAUGCACAAGCUGUCCCGCCGCAUCGCCAUAGCCCUGCAGCACGAGGAGCGGCGCUGCCAGUACCUGACCCGCGAGGCCAAGCUGAUGCUGGCGGUGCAGGACGAGAUCCCCAACGUCACAGAGACUGAUGAAAGCCCCCAGUCUCCUUUCCGGCAAAUUCUUCCUAAAUGUAAGCUGGCCCGGGAUCUGAAGGAGGCUUAUGACAGUCUUUGCACCACCGGAGUAGUGAGACUACACAUCAACGAUUGGCUGGAAGUGAGCUUCUGUUUACCUCAUAAGAUCCACCGGAUUGGAGGCAAUUACAUUCACCCAGAGGCGUUGGAACAAAGUCUCAAAGCAAUAAGGCCGUACCACGCUCUGUUGCUGCUGGACAGCGAGAAGGCCCUGUUAAACCAGCUACCUCUGGACUGCUCCCCUGCUGUGGUUCGCCUCAUUAAGACCUGCUCACCCGUCAAGAACCUGCAGCAGCUUGCCCAGGACGCCGACCUAGCCUUGCUUCAGAUAUUUCAAAUUGCUUCACACUUGGUAUACUGGGGCAAAGCCAUCAUCAUCUACCCAUUGUGUGAAAAUAACGUCUACAUGCUGUCCCCGCAUGCUGACAUCUGCCUGUACUCCCCCCUGGCCCAGCUGUUUGCUGAACAGUACCCCAAUCACGACCUGCCGUCCGUUCUGGCCAAAUUCUCCCUGCCCUACUCACUAGCAGAGUUCAGACACCCUCUGGAGGCCCCUGUGCAUGAGGCCCAGCUGAUCCAGAUGGUGGUGUGGAUGCUUCAGCGGCGCCUACUGAUCCAGCUGCACACCUACGUCUGCCUGCUGGUGGCGCCCAGCGAAGACGAGCCCGGCAAGGAGCAGGAGCCCCCCCUGGUGGCCAGGGUGGGGGGCCGCAGCCUCAGCACCCCCAGCGCACUCAGCUUUGGGUCCCCGACCAGCAGUGACGACAUGACACUGACGAGCCCCAGCAUGGAGAACUCGAGCGCUGAGCUGCUGCCCGGGGGAGAGUCCCCCAUGAACAAGAGGAUGACCGAGACGCUGCUGGCCAGCCUGACGGAGCACGAGAGGCAGGUGAUCCUCAGCAUCCCGGCCGCACAGAACCAGGAGGACCUCCGCCUGUUCGCCAGGCUGCUGCACUACUUUCGAGGUCACCACCAUCUGGAGGAGAUCAUGUACAACGAGAACAUGCGCCGCUCGCAGCUCAAGACACUGUUCGACAAAUUCCGCAGCGUGCUUGUUGUCACCAACCACGAGGAUCCCAUCGUGUCCAUCUUCCAGUCCCCCACGGAGGCUACAGCGUGAAGGGGAACCCGGUCUGCCACACUGGAAGCAGGCUCUGCUUCUGGAACAUCUCCAUCAACGAGAGACGACUACGCACAACAAUGUGUCAAAACUUUUGCCUUCCGGGGAAUGACAUAUUAAUGUGUUGACGUGAAUAAAUUAUUUUAUACAUAUUA
Messenger RNA from Gadus morhua (Atlantic cod), 2181 nucleotides. It is a transcript of the gene nprl3, whose product is annotated as NPR3-like, GATOR1 complex subunit. The record is from RefSeq and is a predicted model, not a curated record. NCBI's taxonomy places the organism in Eukaryota, Metazoa, Chordata, Actinopteri, Gadiformes, Gadidae. Gene Ontology annotation, cellular component: GATOR1 complex. The transcript has 14 exons. Gene Ontology annotation, biological process: negative regulation of TORC1 signaling; TORC1 signaling; cellular response to amino acid starvation. The coding region runs from base 221 to 2026 and encodes 601 amino acids.